This is a messenger RNA of Bipolaris oryzae ATCC 44560, 2205 nucleotides long. RefSeq lists its product as uncharacterized. The record is from RefSeq and is a predicted model, not a curated record. Gene Ontology annotation, molecular function: endonuclease activity. The transcript has 2 exons. Bases 1 to 2205 code for a protein of 734 amino acids. NCBI's taxonomy places the organism in Eukaryota, Fungi, Ascomycota, Dothideomycetes, Pleosporales, Pleosporaceae. Gene Ontology annotation, cellular component: mitochondrion; nucleus. Gene Ontology annotation, biological process: response to UV; mitochondrial DNA repair; nucleotide-excision repair.
AUGCCUCCUAAAAGGAAGAGGUCUGCCGUGGCGAGUACACCGUCUUCUGUGGACAGUCCUGCGUUUGCCAUGGAUAUAUCACAAGUUCGCAAGACAGAAGUGCCUUUGCCACCGAAUGUAUCGAAGCUACCGCGUCGCCAAUCGUCCCGUGGCGUUAAAGCUGAAAAGACUGAUCCUACUGUCAAUCCCGAGAUUCUUGAUGGAGCUGCUGCGUUACGAGCAUCUCCCGAUGGACAUGAAGACGCACCAAUAGACUCUGUUCUGAAGCCUCCUGCGACUACCGCGCCGGUAGCUCCCGCUACGAAUAACAAGAGAAAGAAGGCUGGUUCGCAGAAAGUCGAGGUUGAGGAGGAAGAGGAAGACACCAGUGUCAAGGUGUCUAAUGGCGUUGUUGAUCCUGCAGCCGAUGCUGGUGUUUCUGGCGACCCUGAAGAUGCUGAAGGCGCAGAGGGUGAGGAGGCAGAGUUUAAAGAGGCUUUAUCAAGACCUCCACCGGUUAACUCUUCAUAUCUUCCUCUUCCAUGGAAAGGACGGUUGGGCUAUGCCUGUCUCAAUACGUACCUUCGAAGCUCGAAUCCUCCUGUCUUCAGCUCCAGAACUUGUCGUAUUGCGAGUAUUAUCGAGCAUCGUCAUCCUCUAAAGGACCCGUCUCAGCCGGAGCAUGCCACCAAGAACCGCCCUGAUAAGGACCAGCCAGCGGAUAUCGAGCGCGGUAUGAAAUAUGUCGAAGAGAUAGGACUCGCCAAUGCGCGAGACGUAAGCAAGAUGGUGCGCUGGAAUGACAAGUAUGGCAUCAAGUUUAUGCGACUAAGCAGCGAGAUGUUUCCCUUUGCGAGCCACGAAGAGUAUGGCUACAAGCUUGAGCCAUUCGCCGCUGAUACACUUCAAGAAGUGGGCAAAGUGAUUGCUGAGCUAGGCCAUCGAGUAACUACACAUCCAGGACAGUUCACUCAGCUGGGGUCGCCGCGAAAGCAGGUCAUUGACAAUGCCAUGAGGGAUCUUGAGUAUCAUGAUGAGAUGCUUUCUUUAUUGAAGCUACCAGAGCAACAGAAUCGUGACGCUGUUAUGAUUCUGCAUCUUGGAGGAGCCUAUGGUGACAAGCCAGCUGCGAUUGAGAGGUUCAAGGAGAACUAUGCGAAGCUUCCUCAGAGCGUUAAGAAUCGACUUGUGCUUGAGAACGACGACGUUGUCUGGUCGGUGCAUGAGCUGCUCCCUCUAUGUGAAGAGCUCAACAUUCCAUUUGUGCUGGACUACCAUCAUCACAAUAUCAUUUUCGAUGAGACACAGAUCCGCGAGGGCACGAAGGAUAUCAUGGAACUCUACCCGCGUAUACUCAAGACAUGGCAGAGGAAAGGUAUCACACCCAAGAUGCAUUACUCGGAGCCUACGCCUGCAGCCAUCACUCGCACUACACGAAGGAAGCAUUCACCGCGUGUCAUGACCUUGCCUCCUUGUCCAGAUACCAUGGACUUGAUGAUCGAGGCAAAGGACAAGGAGCAGGCAGUGUUUGAGCUUAUGCGGACUUUCAAACUUCCAGGGUUUGGCACAUUCAACGACAUCCUACCUCACACACGACAGGAUGAAAAUAGACCAUGGAAACCUAAGGCGAAGAAGGCUGCGACAAAGGGGAGAAAGAAGAAGACAGACGAUCUUGACGACUUGGAUGCAAAGAUUGAAGACGCUGAGGAAGAGGACAAGCCACCGCCAGUAGUUCCAGAGGAGGAGGUAGGCAUGGGAGGACCAGAGGGACGAGUGUACUGGCCUCCAGGAAUGGAGGACUGGCUCAGACCCCCAAAACGCAUCAUCAAGAAGAAGGACGAGGGCGCGGCCACGCCCGCGAAGAAGAAGCGUAAGACGGCAGGUGACGCGGGGUCUGUAACGAGUGAGAUUGCUCCACCUGAAGAUAUCAAGACGCCCAUGAAGACGGCAGCCAAGAAAGCCACGAGCCAGGCUAAGCGGGGUGUAUCAAAGUCUACCACUAGCAAGAAGAAGACGGUCCCGAAAUCAGCGCCAACACCGUCAGCGUCUGACGAGGACGACGAAGACGAGCUUAGCACACCUCCACUUAGCGACAUAGGCACAGACGAGGACGAUGCUCCUGCCGUGCAGAAGCGAAACGCACGGCCUGCGCCCACACGGAACAAGUCUGCCAGGGCUACGGCUCGCAUUAGCUACAAAGAGGAGGAGGAGACAGACGAGAGAUAG